AUGGAGUACACAAAAAAAGAUGGCCCCUUUUCAACUAAUGUCAAUGAUAAUAUGUCAGAAAAAUACGCCGCGAUGAAAGAAGGAAAAGACCGUUUAGAGAAGUUCAACAAAAGAGGAGGAAAUAGAAAAGGAGGAAAAGAAACUGAUAAAGGAGGAAAUCGUGGUGAUCGUGUCAGUAGAGAAACAGGAAGCGGAAGUGCUGCUCAAAGUGAAGAUGAAUUGGACGAGCUGCGUCCCGGUUACCAGAAGAAGAAACGACGGCGACGCCAUUCGCAUAUGUCAGCCUCCAUAACUUCUGAAUCGACUACGACAACGAUGCUGUCAAACUUGACAAACGCGCCCAUCAAUGUUGAAAAGAAAAAAUCAUCAUAUGCUUAUUACGAGUGUUCAGCGUGGGUUCAUACUGCAAUUGUUAUUUACGAGUUUGAAUUUUUUUUUCAUUCCGCUCUUUUCGUGAACUUAUUCUUUUUUCAUUCUUUUCCUUCUUUUAUUUUUUCUUCUAUUUAUUUUCUCUUUUUUUCGUUUCUUUUUUUUUUCUUCUAUUUAAUUGUUUACCACUUUUCAUACAAUUCAUAUCUUUAUAUUUUGUCGUUUUUUUCUUUUUUCGCUUUUUUAUUCUUUUUUAUUCCUGCGUAUUUUCUCUCUUUCUUUUUUCUCUGUCUCUUUCCUUCUAUUUGUCUUGCUCCCCUCUCUUAUACAUUCAUCCUCUUCAAUUUUAUGUUCUCUUUUCUUCACACUUUCCUUUAUUCUUUUUCCUCUCUGUUUCUCCUACACUCACAUAAUAUUUCUUAUUUCAUUUCUUAUUCCUUCUUUCUUUCCCUUUUUAUCUUAUACAUUCUUUACAACUUUUUUUUUAAAUUGUACAUGUCCUAUAUUACUUUGUCUUCUUUUUCUUUUUUCUUGUACCGCAUUUUUCAUCAUAUUCCUAUAAUCUUUCCUUUCUAUCUUCCUCGGUCUCUCUUUCUCCUUCUUAUUCUCUCUUCUUUAUUUUUCUAUUUCUCUCCCCACUCUCUGUCUGUCUAUCUCUCUCUUUUUCCUCUUUCUUUUAUAUUCAUUAUCUUGUCAUCCUUCCAACCUUGUUAUAUUUACUGA
Acanthosepion pharaonis is the source of this 1092-nucleotide messenger RNA. NCBI's taxonomy places the organism in Eukaryota, Metazoa, Mollusca, Cephalopoda, Sepiida, Sepiidae. The record is from the annotation of a GenBank genome assembly.